Molecule: messenger RNA, 2005 nt
Organism: Sclerotinia trifoliorum
Lineage: Eukaryota; Fungi; Ascomycota; Leotiomycetes; Helotiales; Sclerotiniaceae
Source: the annotation of a GenBank genome assembly
UGCAAAUGAGGAGCCAUGCCAUGUUAACUCACGACUGUGCAUUCACGAUUCUAUGCUUUCUUUAAAGUUUAAGGUUAUAUCCGAAAUACUCUUGCCAAUUUGAAAUGGCGGCUGUUGCAACACAAAACAAUGACUAUGUUCCGGGGUCAAUUGCCAUGUGGUAUGGAUAUCUUGGCAUUGGAAGAACAUUUCAAUGGUUCCACACGUUAAUUUACCUCGAGACUCCCGAAGCUACUACUCACCGGUACAGUAUAAUACUGGGAGGUUGGUGGAGCUUUUGAUGACUUGGUGAUUCUAACUGACUGCUCGCAGCACAUGAGCUCACUAACAUCGUAAUAACCUUCAGCACUAGCUAGCAUGCUCUAUAUGUAUAGCUGGCUCAAUCUCUUGUUAACACGGAACCUUAUAGGGUUUGGUUUGCUAUGAAUUCUUAUGUAGGUACACUGCAGAUAAUGAUGACCUCACAGCAUCUUAGCUUUUAGUCAAUCAUCAUGACUACUAUCGUUUGGCUAUGAUUCUUUCCGAAUGGGUCAUACAGUUAGUUAGCUUAAUAGCUUCACACUCAACACCUUCUCUAAUUACUUCAUGAGUUGCUUGCUAAUAGCACGUGAUCGUUAUCAUAAGCGCCCAAAACAUUACUUUUGGUGCACUGGCGUUAUGUGUCCUCCUCAGUACCUGGAGAAGCUUCGAGUUUCACCUAACAUCAUAUAUCGGAGGAGCUACUUGAACUUCAUUUAACAAGUCCAAUUUCUCUCUGCAGUACUACUUUUCGACAUUUACACCGCCCCAAAUAGUGGAGGUACUCAUAUUUCCAAAACCCCGCCGCGCAGACCAACCACCAUGCGAUUUACAUCUCUACCCUCGGCCCUGCUGCUUGGACUUACCUUGCACAUUGGAGUAGAAGGUGCCUCGGAAGACAAGAAACCCAAGCCUGUAGACCCAUGUACAAUAUCAUCGACGACCGGAUCUUUCUUUGAUUUGAGACCAUUAUCGAUACAGCUUCCGGAAGAAGGGAAGAAACCUGCCAAAAAUGCGAAGACGGAUGAUUGGCACGCGAGAGGAUAUGAUUACAAAGGGAAUUUUACACUGAAUGUAUGCGCGCCGGUAGUAGAAGGGGUGAAAGAUGUUGUCGGGGUGGACAAAAAUCAUUGGCGGAAUGUGAGCGCAUUCUAUGAGUUUGAGGGAAAGAAGUAUUCUGUCGGGUAAGUGGAUCUAUGUUUGAUUUCUCUCGGAGAACAAUAUUAACCAGCAAGCUUCAGACAACAAUCGGGGAACCUAACACUACGUGGAAGAAAGCUCGUUCUGGAAUAUACGAAUGGAUCACCAUGUGGAGGAAAGAACAAGAAAAGAAGCUGGGAUGAUGAUGAUGACGAUGACGAUGACGACGAUAAAUCAAUACGCCGAAAAUCUAGUAUCAUAUCCUUUCAUUGUGAGAAAGAUCCACUCGCCACGGCGUCAGCCUCGUACGUAGGCACUGAUCCGCAAGAAUGCGCGUACUUUUUCGAAGUGCGCUCGCAAGCUGCAUGUGGAGGCUCCGAACCUGCCAAACAAACUGUAGGCCCCGGUGCUGUCUUUGCCAUCAUAGGGGUUAUAGCCAUCAUGGUAUACUUCCUCGGUGGUGUCUUUUACCAACGAAACGUCGCGCAUGCAAGAGGGUGGAGACAAUUGCCUAAUUAUAGCUUCUGGGCUGGCAUAGGAAAUUUCAUAAAGGUGAGCGGGCAAAAAUGUUUUAUGAGAUCAAAGUACCAAGUCUUUCCCCGUGUAGCGUCCGUUAGGGAUGGCACGUCCAUUUUACCGACUAUGGAAGUGAGGGGGAUGUCGAGUCGCAGAUCCCAGAAGUCGUACAUACGUUCCGAGUAAUCCUAUACGCGGAAUACAAGUUCUCUCAUGUGGGAGGACAAGAUCUUUAUAUAUCAAAAAUUGAUGCGCGAGCGAGCAGCGGCAUUCAGCAUAGCGUUUCUUUUCGGUUUUCAGGCUGCAGUUAGGAUAGGCAUUCAGCAUUAUA